Messenger RNA from Cladocopium goreaui, 1782 nucleotides. The record is from the annotation of a GenBank genome assembly. Lineage: Eukaryota; Dinophyceae; Suessiales; Symbiodiniaceae.
GUACUCGGCCCAAGCAAACGAUUGGAAGAUAGAUCUCCCGAGGAUGGCAGCGGCUGUAGAUCCAACAUCCGCAACUCCCUUUUCGCUUCCUGGACCUUUGUUGCGAGCAAUCUUCAAAUACAACUUCCCAGUGAACAUGUUGAUGGCAGUUGCCACUUGCAAGCAUCUUCAUGCCACUCUGGCAGAGCAGCUGAAAGCUGCAGUGAGAUUUCGGAAGACUGAGUGGGUGAUCUUGGGAGAGCUUCGAACAGCAAACUUGAACAACCGGGCCGGCCAGAUCGUUGGAGUGAAGCCAGAAGAUUCCAGUCGAUGUGCUGUGCAGGUGGAUGGAUUGAGUUGCAAGUUGCAGAACCAAAUGAGACUUAUGGGGCAUGCCAUGGCGGAGACUCGAGAAGUUGGAUCCCGCAUGGUUGGAGUCUCCCGCUUCAAACUUUACGCUUUCCACUCCUCCAACCGUGGCAUGUUGGCGGCUGUUCGCCUGCAUACAACAGGGGAGAUAGUUAUAGGCUCUCUGGAGGGGAAGUAUGAAGAAGUCACUGCUGACAACGGCAGCAGACCUAUCUUCACCUCCGAAACCAAAAUUCCCAGAGAGCUUGCCAUGUUCGCAGAGAAGCAAGGGCAGAGCCCCUUGAUGGCUGAUUUGGGGCGACCGAUUCUCUUGCGCCAAGUCGUUCCCCUGAGCAAGCUCCGUGAGUCUGAAUUUGACAAAUGUUCUCCUUCUGCCCAGCUACGCAUACAUGAUAGACACGGCCCCCCGAGACACAACUUUGGAUGGCUCGGUGAUCCAGGUCCAACAGUGGUUGCUUGGCUGGAUCAGGCGGACUUCACACUGGCAGACAUGCGCCAGGUCUGGAGGUUCAAUGGAAAAGUGAGGGCCUUCCAUGGAAAUUGUUUUGAUUGCCGUAUAUUGUCCGACCAAGACUUGCAGAACAUGUGGCAAGAGUCAGCCAUGGAACCUGUCACUGAAUCGGUGUGUCAUGAUGAGAGCCCGGCCAAAAUCGAACCAGAUGAAGCAAGGACAGUGGUCGAAGUGCAACAGGCAUCAACCAUUUCCCAUGACCGCAUUCCUUCCAGUGUGGCUGAGCUGGCUUGCGUUGUGACAUUCCACCGUACCCCUGAGGCAUUGGACCGUGCCCUUGGGCAAUCUGACCUGGGCCGGCGCUUGCAUGAAAUGGGUCAGACCUUGAAACCCGCCUGGGCCAACGGUGCGAAGAUCUUGGUGGAAGGAUUGACAGAAGAGACCUGGACCAGAGCCUGUCAGGAUGCAGGAUUGACCGAAGACCUACGUCCUGGUGAUGUGGUCCUACCAACCAAUGCCUUGGCCAGCAUUCUCGGAGAGAUUCAGAAGAUUCCGCACUCCUCACGGCCACGUCUGAAAGGUGGCAAGGAGGGGAUUUCGAUCCCAGAUCUGUCUCACUUCGCAGAUCUUUCCGACGCUAGGCCAGGGCCGUCCAGCAGUGUGAGUUUCAGUCAAGAUUCCUCGCUAUCUUCCGAUGCCUCGGAGACUGGAUGGUUGGCCUUCAUCGAUGGCUUGCGGGACAAGAUCCUCCAUGUGCCAAUUCCAUCAGGCUACACAUCUCUUACCUUCGUUCACCAGCCUGAGGAGGCGCCAGUCACGCCACGGAGCAUGGUCACAGAAUCGGAUUCAGGGAAUGCGGGAGUCAACCUAGUUAACCCUCGCGUCUACCAAUAGUUUGCUUUGCUGAGUAGGAAGUUUGAGCAAGAUGUGCCUGUCAUUAUGUGCCUUUGUGAGGAUUCUUUCCACGAACCAGCAGGGUUUUG